UGUGUGUGUUUGUGUGUGUGCACUUGAGUGAAUGUGUGUGUCUAUGUAUGUCUGCAUGAGCACCCAGGUUCAGGCUGUGUUCAUUGAAUUGGACCGGGGCGGCUGAAAGGGCUCUCAGGGCUCAGGAGAAACCAGACAACCACAGUUCUCUCUAGCUGUGAUCUAAAAGGAGGAGCAUCCAGCAGCAGGGCUCCAGAAGAGGUUCUUAGGGGGCAGGUGGCUCUCGCAUUACCUUGUAUUCCUGCAUCACGGCAUCUCCCUCUGUGAACUGUUGUCUAAAUUACCAGACAUCUGCUGCUGCCGGACCUUCGACUCAAUGAUAAUAGGGAGUCUCUGGCCAGGGAAGACCAGCAGGGGAACCGGCACCGGCAUUGAGCCUGGUCUGGGUGAGCUGGUCCACAUCCAGGCUGAGGUGUUCCUGACACUAGGGAUCGUCAGCCUUCUAGAGAACAUCUUGGUGAUAUCGGCGAUGGUGAAGAACAAGAACCUCCAGUCACCCAUGUACGUCUUCUUGUGUAGUCUUGCUGCUGCUGACAUGCUGGUGAGUGUCUCCAACUCACUAGAGACGGUGGUUAUCGCUGCACUGAACGGUCGGUUAAUAGUGGCGGACGACCACUUUAUUCAACUCAUGGACAACUUCUUUGACUCCACAAUCUGUAUCUCCCUGGUGGCCUCCAUUUGUAACCUUGCCAUUGACUGUUACGUGACCAUCUUCUAUGCCCUGCGCUACCACAGUAUCGUGACAAUGUGGCGGGCUCUCCUGGCCAUCGGGGGGGGGAUCUGGCUGACGUGUGGCUGUGGGAUAGUCUUCAUCGUCUACUCAGAGAGCAAGACAGUCAUCGUGUGUCUGAUCAUCAUGUUCUUCACCAUGCUGGUGCUCAUGGUCACUCUGUACGUUCACAUGUUUCUGCUGGCGAGGCUGCACAUCAAGCACAUCGCUGCUCUGCCUGCGGAGGGCGUGGUGCCCCAGAGGACCUGCAUGAAGGGAGCGGUCACCAUCACCAUUCUUCUGGGUGUGUUCAUCUGCUGCUAGACACCUUUCUUCCUCCACCUCAUCCUCCUUAUCGCCUGUCCCAAGAACCCACUCUGUGUCUGCUACAUGUCCCACUUUACUACCUACCUGGUGCUCAUCAUGUGUAACUCUGUCAUAGACCCUGUCAUCUACGCCUUCCGCAGCCUCGAGAUGCGCAAACAUUUCAAGGAGAUCCUGUGUUGUUUCAGUGCAACUUGCAGUAUUUUCCACUGUAAAUACUGAAAUGUUGUAGUUUUUCCUCAUUUUAAAAAUGGCACAGAAAUGUGCUGUGUAUUUGGACAUUGUUUAUGGACACUGUGUAUUUGGGCAUUGUUGUGACAUGCAGGUUUGGCUUAGUGGCUUUGUUAUUGGGCUGAUGUUUUUACUUGUAUAUAGUGUUUGUGAAAAUGUGAGAAGCAAACAGUAAAAAGUGAAGGAUUUAACUCCAGUGUUAUUUAUUUAUUUAAAUAUUGUAGUGACACUGUGUUUAUAACCGCUGAGAUCGACUCUGCCACACAAACUUUAUUUUGUGGCACAGUUGAUGCCACGCUGGGGUACGACCCAGAACGUUGGGGGUUUGAAUACCACCGCGGACAAGCUCACUCU
Messenger RNA from Salmo salar (Atlantic salmon), 1618 nucleotides. It is a transcript of the gene mc3r, whose product is annotated as melanocortin 3 receptor. Gene Ontology annotation, cellular component: membrane. Gene Ontology annotation, molecular function: melanocortin receptor activity. Lineage: Eukaryota; Metazoa; Chordata; Actinopteri; Salmoniformes; Salmonidae. The record is from RefSeq and is a predicted model, not a curated record. Gene Ontology annotation, biological process: G protein-coupled receptor signaling pathway.